Manis pentadactyla (Chinese pangolin) is the source of this 6211-nucleotide messenger RNA. RefSeq names its product bone morphogenetic protein receptor type 1B (gene BMPR1B). Lineage: Eukaryota; Metazoa; Chordata; Mammalia; Pholidota; Manidae. Gene Ontology annotation, cellular component: signaling receptor complex; plasma membrane. The record is from RefSeq and is a predicted model, not a curated record. Gene Ontology annotation, biological process: dorsal/ventral pattern formation; cellular response to growth factor stimulus; BMP signaling pathway. Gene Ontology annotation, molecular function: ATP binding; transforming growth factor beta receptor activity, type I; SMAD binding. The transcript has 11 exons. Bases 1008 to 2516 code for a protein of 502 amino acids.
AACAAUACUAAGGUCAGGAAACCAGAUGCUGCUUCUGCAUCUUCCAGGGUCUGAAACUACUUAAUAUUCGGUGCCAUGACAAGUGAUAGCAGUUUUUUAAUUCAUAGGUAAGCUCUUAAAGUAAAUAAUGCAUUAUUGCUUUGCAGCUCUCUGGAGAUGGGGAUUCAGUUCAUCACAUUUCCUAUGUAGAUGUAUGAUAACUAAAGAGAAAUUGUGUUAUUUAUUUAGAUGAGCAUGUAUAAUUUCCCUUAAGGGUCCAGUAAUUUAUACUGUGACUUUUGCAAAGCUUUGCAGUUCACAGUAGGGUUCAGACAGUGAGAUGGUGAAGUUUGUAGUUUGGGGGUAAUUUCAGUGGGUAAGUGGGGCUUCCUAAAGGCAGAACUAGAAAGAGGCCUAAUUACCUGCCUCCAGUGAUUUUUUUUAAUGAACUUUUUGCCUUAUGGUAAUGCUACCAUAAUGUUUAUGGUACACCCUGUAUCUCUGCAUUGACCAGGGAGACUGAAUGGGUUGGCUGUCUGGACAUGUAAUAGAUUCCAGCCUUUUUCCGUCACAUCAUUAUUAUGACAGACUUUGAGAAUAUGAACAGCAGCUGUGUGCUUUUGUGAGUCUUACAUUAUGAACCAUAACAACCUAUUCAGUUCUAUUCCAGUGAUAGAGCAGCUUGAUGCUUAACAAAUGAAGCCAAACUCUGAGCUGUGAAACUGUUAACAGAUCUAGUAGUGACCUGGGCCCUAUGUAUGGAACAUUCCAUAACACAGGAGGGGAAAACAGGGGCCACCAUCUUUUAGCAUUUUGGUGAAGGGGUUUGUCUUUACCUCUUCUGUAUAACUUCACAAGAUACUGCAAUUUGUGUCAAUAGAUGUAGCAUGUCUUCAGUUGAAUUUUAAUUUGAAACUUUAUCAAAUGAGUCUUCCAUUUCCCAGCCUUUAGGAAAACAAGAAUUUUUGGUCUUUGAAGAUGACAAAUAAGAAUGCUUAUCUUACUGUAAAGCAAACUUGCUUGAUAACAUGCUUUUGCGAAGUUCAGGAAAAUUAAAUGUGGGCACCAAGAAAGAGGACGGUGAGAGUACAGCCCCCACCCCUCGUCCAAAGGUCUUGCGUUGUAAAUGCCACCACCACUGUCCAGAAGAUUCGGUCAACAAUAUUUGCAGCACAGAUGGCUAUUGUUUCACAAUGAUAGAAGAAGAUGAUUCUGGAAUGCCUGUGGUCACUUCUGGAUGUCUAGGACUAGAAGGCUCUGAUUUUCAGUGUCGGGACACUCCCAUUCCUCAUCAGAGAAGAUCAAUUGAAUGCUGCACAGAACGGAAUGAAUGUAAUAAAGAUCUACACCCUACUCUGCCUCCACUGAAAAACAGAGAUUUUGUUGAUGGACCUAUACAUCACAAGGCCUUACUAAUAUCUGUGACUGUCUGUAGUUUGCUCUUGGUCCUUAUCAUUGUAUUCUGUUACUUCAGGUAUAAAAGACAAGAAACUAGACCACGGUACAGCAUUGGGUUAGAACAGGACGAAACUUACAUUCCUCCUGGGGAAUCCCUGAGAGACUUAAUCGAGCAGUCUCAGAGCUCAGGAAGUGGAUCAGGACUCCCUCUGCUGGUCCAAAGGACUAUAGCUAAGCAGAUUCAGAUGGUGAAACAGAUUGGAAAAGGUCGCUAUGGGGAAGUUUGGAUGGGAAAGUGGCGUGGCGAAAAGGUAGCUGUGAAAGUAUUCUUCACCACAGAGGAAGCCAGCUGGUUCCGUGAGACAGAAAUAUAUCAGACAGUGUUGAUGAGGCAUGAAAACAUUUUGGGGUUCAUUGCUGCAGAUAUCAAAGGGACAGGGUCAUGGACCCAGCUGUACCUCAUCACUGACUAUCAUGAAAAUGGUUCCCUCUAUGAUUAUCUGAAGUCCACCACCCUAGAUACUAAAUCGAUGCUGAAGUUAGCCUAUUCUUCGGUCAGUGGCUUGUGCCAUUUACAUACUGAGAUCUUUAGCACUCAAGGCAAACCAGCAAUUGCCCAUCGAGAUCUGAAAAGUAAGAACAUCCUGGUGAAGAAAAAUGGAACUUGCUGUAUAGCUGACCUAGGCUUGGCUGUAAAAUUUAUUAGUGAUACAAAUGAAGUUGACAUACCACCCAACACCCGAGUCGGCACCAAGCGGUACAUGCCUCCGGAAGUGUUGGAUGAGAGCUUGAAUAGAAAUCACUUCCAGUCGUACAUCAUGGCCGACAUGUACAGUUUUGGACUCAUCCUUUGGGAGGUUGCUAGGAGAUGUGUAUCAGGAGGUAUAGUGGAAGAAUACCAGCUUCCCUAUCAUGAUCUAGUGCCCAGUGACCCCUCCUAUGAGGACAUGAGAGAGAUCGUGUGCAUCAAGAAGCUGCGGCCCUCAUUCCCCAAUCGGUGGAGCAGCGAUGAGUGUCUAAGGCAGAUGGGGAAGCUCAUGACAGAAUGCUGGGCUCACAAUCCUGCGUCGAGACUGACAGCCCUGCGCGUUAAGAAAACACUUGCCAAAAUGUCAGAGUCCCAGGACAUUAAACUCUGAUGUGAGGGGGGAAACACCAUCUCUGGAGAAAGCCAGUAGAUACUCUUGUUUGUGAGCAGAGCAAAAGAUGUUCCAGAAGCAUCCACAGUACAAGCCUUGAACAUUGUCCUGCUUCCUGGUGGGUUCCGCCUUUCCUCUCAGGGAGCAGCCUGGACGAAGGCAGAAGUUCCCAGAACCACAGAUUCAUCGUGUCUGUUUGUGAGAGAGAGAAACCACGUGGGUGACUUGUUCAAGAUACGAUGCAUAUUGCUUUCUAAGAAAGCCCUGUAUUUGGGGAUUGCCUUUUUUUUUCUUCAAAAAAUGUUUUAAUUUUGCCAGAAUAAAACAAGCAAUGUAGGUGUCUUAAGGUUUAUACUAUGACAGUUUAAGUAAUAACAGAAUUUCUUCCCAGAAAUUCUGCUGGAAGGUAAAUUAAAAUAUGUCUGUGUUUUUCCAUUGGUAAAAUUUUGUUGCACUCUACAAACCAAAAGACAGUCUGUGAUGUGGGAGAGCACAGAAUGGGACUCAUCUUAAAGCCCCCUGCUGCCUCAGACCACUUUUGGCAGCCUGGCAUUCGGGGUUGCCACAGCAAUGUGAAUGCACCUGGGUACAAAUACCACCUGUCUGGGCCCACGUUUUGGGAAUCCUGCAGGUGACCUUCUGCAGCUUCAGACGAUAUGGAACAAAUGAAGGUUUUAUAUGACUUUCCUCGAAGUAUGUGUUGUCGCUCUUUUUCAGAACCACUUUGUAUUUCUGAUUCUGUUAGGCAUUUCUUUCAUGGUAAAAUCCCUUUCUUUUCUUUAACGCAAACAAAGCUUUUUUUGAAUGUGUAGAGAAUUGACCCAUGUGUGCUUUUGAUCUCUCAAAUGAAAGGAUCAGUGUUGAAUAAAAUUGUCAUCAGCUGUGUUGAAGGCAAGGCACUUUAAAAUAGAGAUAAUUCGCUCCUGUGUUGUAAGAAGAAUGUACCAAUAGAAGAGGAUGAGGGUGAGGGUGCAAAAGGCUCGUUUCUUAUAUAUGCAGAAGGGCCAGUCUCUGAAGCACAGGGAAAAAGUAUGCAUGCCUUGUUUUGUAUAAAGACAGUUUCUUUUUGUUAUAGUCUCUUUUGUGUCUGAGUUAAGAGAAGGAAAGGAAGCAUAUGACAGGUUAAUUUAACUAAAUUUUAAUUUAAAAAUAUAAUUAUAACCUCCAAAUGGGAUAGCAGAGGAGAGCUAGUGGAGGCCACAAAAUAUGGCUGCUGUGAUUUAUUAUCCUAGAAUAGAUAUAGAUCUACUGUGUCCUCUUCAGUGAUCAUUUCACAUCUUAGGAAUGCUGACUCAUUCUAUUUUACUCUCAUUAUGUUCAAUUCACUUUCUAAUUUAUUAUUUUUUCUUCUCCGUGGCACUUCUGUGAAACAUUUCUUCAUAUGCUCAAAUCUGUGGGGUUUUAACGUUUGAGCAACAUGAGUCAAAUUAUUGACAGGGCCUAUAUUCCUUAGCAGUUGGAACCUAAAGUUUAAAAUUAUACCUAUCACUCUCAAUUAUUUUAUAGUUCCUUACUGUGUUUUUCUUUUGCUUCGUAGGAAUUCUGUAAUGAUCAGUAAAGAAUGGGGAAGCACUUCCUCUUGGCCUUAAAAAAAAGAUGUUCCUUCCACAAUACUCCAGGGGGCAGUGUUUUAUAACACAUUUUCAGCAUUUGGUGAUUGAAGAAUGGAGGGUUUUUGACAACUUGACAGCUGCAUGAAAAGAGAAAAUAUUUGCCUCACUUCUGAACUAGGCUUGCAGCCGGUGACUUGUUCAUCCUGAAAACAUCCUAGAGCAGAGGAUGGCUGCUAGCUGUUUUUACAGUUUAGGAAAAUCUUCAGGAGAAACAGUGUUCUAGAUUCAACAUUUACUUCCGGAUGAUUCAUAGCCACAUCGGGUUUAUAACAAAGAGACAAGGUUUCCUUAAUCAUUGAAUAUUAAUACAAUUUCUGUUUUUUCAAGCAUUAGAAACAGUUGGUUCCAAAUAUAACUGUAAUCAGAAUGCUGCUCUUAGUGAUACUAAAAUAACUUGAACAGCAAUGUAAAGGUUCCUUUCUCUUGUGUUAUUUUGGUGUUAGCUUAGAAGGAAUAUGUGGCUAAAACUCAGUGUGAUAAGCAUCUGAGCCAUGGGGAUAAUCUUCAGUGCCUAUGAUCAGAUCAUCUACAAAUAAGUAAACAUUUAUGCCAGUUGAGUGGGGGCAUGUUUGUGUUUCUUGACUUUUCCCUAAAUUUAAGCAAGUUUGGGCUUAUCUCUUAGAUAAAAAUAUCUGUUCUUAAUAAGUUUUUAUACAUGAGUAACUUGUAGGUAAGAUUUGAAAGUGAACUAGAUUUCCUGGGAGGUUUGGUUCCAAUGAUGAAUGAGAGGAAAUGAAAACAGUAACCAAAUUUCUUCUAUAUUUUUAAUUACUUUUGAAAAAUCGAUAGCUUACUUUCUAAUCCUCAACCUGAUUUACUUACUAUGAACAUUUAAAAGUUAUUCCUGAGAUACUUAAAAAGCCCCAUUUAGUUACUAUAGUCUUCCAAGGAGACUAUUUAUGAAUAGAUUUUUCUCUGUCUUACCCAAAUCUACCUUACUUAGGGAAUACUUAAUUGUUUUUAGAAAGACUACUUACUCAUUUUCAAAUACUCAUUUUUGAUUUUUAAAUUUCUAGUAGUUCAGAAGUGAAUUUAUUUUUUCUUUCAAUAGAAUAAGUGAGAACCUGGAAAAUAAUAAUGUAGUUGCUUACUUUCAGGAUUAUUUCAAAGACUAAGAUUUUCUUCUAAUUGCUUCCCCCCCAAAAGGAAUCCUAAAAUAUUAGUUGUUAGCUAAUAUAAGUUUUGUAUGCUAAGAUAUUCAGGUUUAUAGUUUAUGUGUGUAUAUAUUAAAUAAAUAUAUAUAUAUAUGUAAAUAUGUUCAGUCUGGAGUCUGACAUGACUCCAUUAUGUGGAUUAGAGAGUAAAAUAUUAUGGAUGAUAAACUACUAAAUGAAACAUAAUAUUUAUUUAUGAAAGCAUGUAGAUUGUUAAAUCAGCAGCGGCCAUGCCUGAACAUAGUGUAUGAGGAGACAGGCCUUGGACCUCCCGAAAGCACCCCUCAAAUCACUAGUGCCCCCCCACUUUUUUUCUUAAUUCUCAAAACAUGAAGCUUCUUAGAAAACAUGCUGAGAUUUUAUUUACAGGGGAUUCUUUGACACAUUUCAAUCGCUGUGUAGUCAGGUGUAGCAAGUACAGAAUACUGACCGAAUUUCCCAUUCUGAGGGUAGCGCAUGUUUGUUAGAAGUUACUGUGGUUCAUGUUGUUGGCCUGUCCUGGUUCUUCUUUGUUUGUAGGUGGAAAGGCACUGAAAGAAGCACAAUCUUUUAAUCUUUUAAACUUGAAUAGUUUUGUAGUGAUAUUUCCUUAAAAAGCUUGGUCACAUAGUGGAAAUGAAAGAAGUGGCAUCAGAAAUGAUUUGAGUUAGCGAUUGUGAUUCCUCUUGUAAAACUAAACGAGAAAACCAAUGCCAUAGUUUUUGAAGAAAAGAUGGCAAUAUAGAAGGGGUUUUGUCUGUUUCAAAAGGACACUCAUUUGUGUUCUUUUGGGGAACCAGUGCCUUACUGAAUUUGUAUAUACUGUAAUUAUUCAGUACUAGGGAACAGACAAUUGUAUUUGUUACAAAUUGUAUAUGGCUUUGUUUUAACAUUCCCCCAAAUAAAAUGGUUUCAUUCUUCCUUGGAAAGAACACGUCUGUUAUCUUCC